Acipenser ruthenus (sterlet) is the source of this 4806-nucleotide messenger RNA. Its product is annotated as 85/88 kDa calcium-independent phospholipase A2-like. Gene Ontology annotation, cellular component: mitochondrion. The coding region runs from base 211 to 2646 and encodes 811 amino acids. The record is from RefSeq and is a predicted model, not a curated record. The transcript has 17 exons. Gene Ontology annotation, molecular function: protein binding. NCBI's taxonomy places the organism in Eukaryota, Metazoa, Chordata, Actinopteri, Acipenseriformes, Acipenseridae. Gene Ontology annotation, biological process: cardiolipin acyl-chain remodeling; positive regulation of ceramide biosynthetic process.
CCCUCUCCAGUGAUUGGCGAUGAGAUCCCCGAUUCCGGCUUGGUUGACGAGUAAUGCUGCACCGCGCAAUAAACUGGAUCAAAAGUCAGUCAGGCGAUCGGAGAUUUGUUUAAGAGGAUUAUUCAUAAUAAUAUUACUUGCAUCUGCGCACGAGUGUUGAGUACGGUUUAGGAUUAAUGACGUACAGCACCAAAGGGCCCUGUCUUGACGAUGCAGUUUUUCGGCCGGCUGGUGAACAACACCCUGUCAUCGGUGUCUAAUCUCUUCACAAACCCGUACCGGGUGAGGGAGGUACUACUUUCGGACUAUGCAGGGGGAACCUGUUCCCGGCUAGAGGAGGAGGGCAGGGUGGUGCUGUACAGAAACCCCUCGGCGCAGUCAUGGGACUGUCUGCUCCUGAAUCAGGACAGAACACAGACUAUUGCACUACGGUUAUUCCAGGUUGGUUCGGAAGUCGACGCCAGGAAUUGGUUCCCCCAGUACUCCCUGAAACUCCGCCCCUUUUACGAGAGCUCCCAACUACCUCUGCGCAUCGAGAUUCUGCAGCAAAUCACAGACUGCCUGAGGAACCACCCUGAUUGGUCAGCAGCUCACAUCGCCGUGGAAACCGGCUUGAGGGACUGCCUCAAACACAACUAUGUCCUGAGCCAGAUUAACAGUCGGGAUGGGGUGGAGGGCUGCACCCCUCUUCACCUGGCCUGCAGGAAGGAGGACCCCCAGUGUGUGCGGGAGCUGCUGGAAGACUGCCAGGCCAAGCUGGACGUAGUGGACAAGAACGCGGAGACACCCUUCCACUACGCAGCACGGCAGGACAGCUUCCAGCUCAUGGAGCUCCUGUGUAAGCACUCCUCUGGGGGAGGGGUGAACAAGCUGAGCAGCAGUGGAGAGACAGCCCUGCACAUUGCCUGCCGUCUGGGAAAGACAGAGACCGUCCGGGCUGUCCUUCAGAGCGGGGCGCGCUGCGACAUCAUCGGAGGGCAGGGCUACCCCAUCCACACCGCCCUCAAGUACUCUGAGAAGAGCUGUGUGGAGGCAAUACUGGAUUCUGACCCUAACCAGCUUUGCUCUGAAGAUCCCCGCUACGGAGGGACCCCCUUGCACUGGACAAAGACCCCAGAGCUGUGCCGCUUGCUGAUUGCGAGGGGAUGCAAUGUGAACUACCUGAGCCAGAGUGGAGAGACGCCGCUGCACAUCAUGGUGAGGAGGAAGAGGUUUGGCGCCGCCAUGGUCCUGCUGACCCACGGAGCGCAGAGCAACGCCAAGGGACAGAACGGAGACACCCCCCUGCACCUCGCCAUGAAGUUGGAUCACAUGGAGCUGAUCAAGGCUCUCAUCGUGUUCGGAGCAGACGUGGAGAUCCCCAAUGACUUCGGGGAGACCCCCGGCCUGAUCGCAGCUCGAACCAGCAAAGGUUCGAACAGGAAGGUGUUGCUGAGCCUGCUGUAUAGCGUAGGUGCUGAGCGCUGUCACCCUCCUGCCCCCGACACCCCCACACGACUCCCCUCUCCUCCGCAGAGACCGCCGCCUCCACAUCUAGGGUUCGAUGACCUCAUCCAUGUUGCUGCGGCCCUGGGCGCCCUGACGAAAGGGGUGGUGGAAGUGGACGGCGUCCAAGCAGCCAACAGGAAGUUUGACCGCUUGCUGUGUCUGGACGGAGGGGGAAUCAAGGGCCUCGUUCUCAUCCAGCUGCUUAUUGCCCUCGAGAAGGCGGCUGGGCGGCCAAUCAGAGAUCUCUUUGACUGGGUCUCGGGCACCAGCACUGGCGGGAUCCUGGCCCUGGCUGUUGUACAUGGCAAGUCGAUGGAGUACCUGCGCUGCCUGUAUUUCCGGAUGAAAGACGAGGUGUUUAAAGGGUCCCGUCCGUACGAGUCGGCCCCCCUGGAAGAGUUCCUCAAGAGAGAGUUCGGGGAGAACACCAAGAUGACCGACGUCCGAUACCCAAAGGUGAUGGUGACGGGUACACUGGCAGACAGGCACCCCGCAGAGCUGCACCUCUUCAGGAACUACGACCCCCCUGAGACCGGCCAGGACCCCCCCUACAAGAGGAGCGCCGACUUCCAGCCCCUCACCAAACCUCAGGACCAGCUGGUGUGGAGAGCAGCUCGCUGUAGUGGGGCUGCGCCUUCUUAUUUUCGACCAAUGGGACGCUUCCUGGACGGGGGUCUGCUGGCCAACAACCCCACGUUGGACGCCAUGACAGAAAUCCACGAGUACAACAGGGCUCUGAAACACAAGGGUCGGGGGUCCGAGGCUCCUCGUCUGGGGGUGGUGGUCUCUCUGGGCACGGGGAAGCCCCCUCAGGUGGCUGUGAACUCCGUCGAUGUCUUCCGGCCCUCCAACCCCUUCGAACUCGCCAAGACCUUCGUGGGAGCCAAGGAACUGGGCCGCAUGCUGGUGGACUGUUGCACAGACUCGGAUGGGAGAGCAGUUGAUCGAGCGAGGGCCUGGUGUGAAAUGACAGAUAUCUCCUACUUCAGGCUGAGCCCCCAGUUCUCGUCUGAGGUGCUGCUGGAUGAAAUUGAAGACGCUAUCCUCGUGAACAUGCUCUGGGAGACGCAGAUCUACGUGUAUGAGCAGCGGGAGCAGAUUCAGCACCUGGCUCGCUGGCUUCUCGACGCAAACUGCAGUGGAUCAGCUCCUCUGUAACAUGCUUCUGGAACCAGAGAGUUGUUCAAGACCACCCAGCACUGCUGUGCAGGGUGCUGGGGUCCGAUCAUAAAGCUUGCUUUACGAGGCUGUUUCAAAUAGAAUACGUUACAAAAAGUCAAAUGCAGUUCUGGUGGUUUUAAAGUAUUUCGCCUUUUAAAUUAACCUAGGAAGUGCAAGUGUAACAGACUACCUGAAAGUAUAGCCUGUGAACCGAUUCUUUAACCCCAGUGCGUUGCCGGGUCCUGAAAAUACAUGAUUGCUAGAAUGUGUAUUUCUUUCAAAACUGCACAAAACUGUAUAGCAAAGUGCGUGAGCGGAGCUUGAACACCUUUACAAAAUGCUAAUGUUGUAUUCAAACCAAAACUGACUAUUGUGGCUGCUGCAUUAUAAGGAGAGAUGAGACAAUAAACGUGCACCCACGCCUGUAAAGGUUUACCCUAGACAAACUCAGAACACAGUGUAAUUCCUGUACUGGGAGUUCCAGCAGUUGCUGGUAACCUGCUGACCAGCAGCAUGAGAAUUGCUCCACACAUUAAACAGUUUCUUAAUGGUUACUUAGGAUGUCGGAAACCCCAGGAUGCAGCAAUAUUCUAUGAAGUGUUGACAUCACUUCCUCCUCCUCAGACCUGUUGACAUCACUUCCUCCUCCUCAGACCUGUUGCCAAGGACGACGGUUCUAAACCAGAUGGGCCUUGAGUAGAUGUGCCCAGCCUUUUCCUGUCUCUCAUGUGAAGGUUAAAUAAAGCUUCACUCGCAGGUUGUUGUGAUAAACACUCAACAGUGCUGACAUUGGCAAUACUAGAAGACACGUAAUAAAUUCAGUGCCAAACGUUUCGAUCAGAAGUCUUUCUCAGUGUCUUUGAGACAGUGUUACAGUAAAGUGACCUACAUUUCUUUCUUGAAGCAGCAUUCCCACUUCUUGGACCAGCCUGGCCAGUUAAACAGCCCAACUCCCAGCUCUAUCUAGUAUUGACCAGAGCAUGUUGUUGCUGGAGCUUCCAGUGCAGUUCUGUACAUGCGUGUUCACUCUGUGGCUGUCCAGGAAAGGGUGUGACUGAUACAUGCUUCCCAGGGAUUCAUUUAUAGGAAGGGUGCCUUUUAUCCAUUUCGUUGCUAUGGCGAGAGGUCUUGUCAUUUUACCUAAUACGUCAAGAUGACGAGGGAGGGAGCAGUUCAGUCUCCAUGCCCCAGCCUGCCCUGGACUGGAGGGAGCACCCUUUCUCUUAGGGGACUGAGGGAGGGAGGGAGCAGUUCAUUCUCCAUGCCUCAGCCUGCCCUGGACUGGAGGGAGCCCCCUUUCUCUUAGAUGGGGUAACAGGGUAGUUCCACUGUGCCCAGUCUAAAAUUAGGUGAAUAUUGUGUUUUUUGUUUGGGAUUGCUGUCUUUAAUCGACUAAAAACCUGACUUGAAGAUUUUUUUUCUUUUUACUGGUUCUGUUUCUAUGAAGAUAAUGGAAGAUUUGCACUGUUUAAAACUGCCUUCAUUUAGCAUAGCAAAGAGCAGGUCCUUGUCUAUACCGGCCUUUAACCACAAGAUGGCGCUGUUUCUUCAUAACAAAUACAUAAAAUAAACACAGUGCAAUACAGUGCUAUAUUGUUUGCUCUUGUUUUCAGUUUGUACAGGUUUUUAUUGGAAAAUUCACAGGUUUAUCAGAAGUUAUGAUUUCAGUUUUCACAAUUUCUUUUCACCCAAAAUCUGGCAGAAGCAUUAGAAAAUACCUGUUUAUACCAAGAAAAUGACGCUUAAAAGUUUAAGCAGAAUGUUUGCAUUAGGGGUUAAUGUGUAUUAAUAAAUCCCCAGCAGCUGACUAUUUAGAAACUGUACAAAAACUGCAAAAAAUAACAUUUACAAACUUUCCUGUUGGAUGGAUGGAUAUCUGUGUGUGUGUGUGUGUGUGUGUGUGUGUGUGUGUAUCUCAAAUAUGAUCUAUUAAAUUACUAAAUUCUUACAUUGAUAUCGAUUAUAUAUAUAUAUAUAUAUAUAUAUAUAUAUAUAUAUAUAUAUAUAUAUAUAUAUAUAUAUAUAUAUAUAUAUAUAUAUAUGCACUGUAUUAUUAUUUACAAAUCAAACAUAAUGAAGUUAUUGUACUUACAUGCUGAAGUUUAUGUUGUUGCUGUUUUGAAGUGAAGUCAAUUAAAAGUAUUGUUUAGAAAAGCA